Molecule: messenger RNA, 2394 nt
Organism: Phaeodactylum tricornutum CCAP 1055/1
Lineage: Eukaryota; Bacillariophyta; Bacillariophyceae; Surirellales; Neidiaceae
Exons: 1
Coding region: 1-2394 (797 amino acids)
Molecular function (GO): protein binding
Source: RefSeq, a predicted model, not a curated record
AUGAGUAGUAGUAUCGCGCCCUCGCAGACAAGGAAAAGGCAGUUUCCGUAUUUGCGUCCCGACAAGGUCGACACAUCAGCCGAGAUCUUGUCAUCGUUUUCCGAUAUCCGCGUCAAAACGUUCGAAACCAUCUACGCCGACGCCGAUGACGAGCACGCGGCAUGGCGUCCCGACAAGUCUCCGAAAGGAUUUGUGGACGAACCUAUUCGCGACGUAGUAGAUUUGAUCAAUACGCACCCGUCAUUUGCGACAGUGUCUUCUUGUUCCGGACGAAUUGCUCUUUUUGAUUCGUCGCUGCAACAAACAAACGAUGAUGGUCUUGUAGAGAGUGGAAAAGGAAUUGGAGGGUGGCUAAUGGUUUGUCACGAAGAAGCGGAACCCGUCUGUUUGCUCGAUAUUUUCCACGCAAGCGCUGAUACAGGUCAUCUCCAUAAUGAAGCGGAAAUGCCACUUAGUUUUAAAUUUGAGCCAAUGCUGCUGCACGUUGCAGCUGCCAGUCUGUCUCGUGGGCAGCAACUCUUGCAAUUAGCUUUGCAAUUGGGAUUCCGGGAAUCUGGUUUGGUAGUGACAGAUCUUCGUGUUACAGUGGCUAUUCGAACUUAUAGCUUGGCCUUGACGGUGCCUCUCGCUCGGCAUGGGGCGUUUCGUCCUCCCGAUGAGUAUCUUCGAGCCCUUGCUGUAGAAGCCAACAGACGGAUGCGAGUCAACACAGAAAAGAUUCAAAGGCUGUUACAUUCCUUGACGGAGCACUUUUUCCGUCCCGUUCCCUUGUCUUGUCGAAUACGAGUCCAAGCGCUUCCCCAAUUGGGAUUGCGGUCACAUUCCGCAGUUGCCGUGACGAGACCUCGUACAACAGACAGCAUCGACAUUAUUGUAUUCGGGGGAUAUGGGAGAGGUCCAAGGCUAGCAAAGAACACUGGAAGAAGUUUACAGGGAUCACAGAGAUCCAGCCAUAUUUAUUGUUUGACGAGAGCGAACGGGGUCUGGGAGGAUGGCUGGCAUGAGAUUCCACAAGGCCAUCCAAGUGAUUUAGGAGAUACGUGCAUUUCUCCGUUUCGAUUCACUUGCCGCCCAGUAGCUUUGACGACCCGUGAGGGUAGUGCAACGUGCGUUCUACCUGGCGGAAUAUCUAUUGUGGCUAUAUUUGGAGGUCGAACAAACCCGGCUAAUCCACUUGGAGACUUACUUCUCUACGACCACGAACACCACCCCGGAAUUCUAUGGGAACCCAACGACAUCCGCGGAUGUUUACCAGAACCUUCUUGGGGGCACACACUAACUGCCAUGCCUUUCGGGAGUAGCUCUAAUCGUCUGGCGGUUCUUUGUGGUGGAAGAAACGAAAGGGAAUGUUUGGGUUCGAUUUAUAUCUUGUCGGCGGUGAGAGAUAACGAGCAAGCCGCACACUUGAUCUGGGAAGAGGUCGUCACGUCACCUCCACUGCAAGGCGUCUUCCUCCAUUCCGCUGUUGCUACGAGCCACGACUCGCUUCUACUGUUUGGUGGAUUGAAUAAGCCUUUGGACAUUUUGGAGGCUUUCGACUAUAUGACAUGUGCGUGUGCGCAUAGCGUUGACCUUUGUAGUGGAAAACUAACUCCAAUCGACAGUAAAAGCUGUCCCUGUCUUUUUGGGCAUACGGUGGUACCUUUGGUCUCGAGCGAAAACCAGGGAUUUCAAAGUCACUUCCUCUUGACGGGUGGUCUACAGAAAACGUCGCAAGGAGGGAAUUUUGCCACAUCAGCUCCAUUUCGAUGUGUUUCCGUGUCAAAAAAUGGUCCGGAUCUUUCCUUUGAGCAGCAUGGUACUAUAAUUGAAGAAAGCGACGAAAAAUUUGAUUUUGGGUCCUUGCUGGAUCACAGCUGCAUACCUAUUGACAAUUGCUCGCGUGAGCCGCACAAAUUUAUUUCAGUAGGUGGUGGGGUUGCAGGAUUUGCCUUUGAGCAGUGCUUUGCCGAGUCGUUUACCUUUGAGGUUCAGCUUGUGCCAAGUGCCAACAGUGUGGGAGACGACAUAGUCGCUGGAAAAGCAGACGCGACCUUACGAAAAUCGAACUCGACCGCGGACAAUUCGCGUGUGGCCACGCUGCAUGCUUCGGAGUCGGCACUGAUCGAUGUGCUGUACGUGGACAGACGAAACGCGAAGAAAGCGAAAACAAUGUUGGAAGAGGCGUCAUGGCUUGACAAGAGACAUCGCAUGUUUCCAGCUGACAGUCAUGCACCUAUCCUAGAUGUCGAGAAAUGUAUUGCACUCCCUGUUUUGGAGUCAUGUUUAUUUGCAUUGGACGCGAUGGAAACUGGAUCCAUCAAUCUCGGGAAAAUUAUCAUAGGUAGAGGAAAGCAGUCGAUGCCACUCAGUACGGCUGCAUAUGCGAACCAAGCGAAAAAGAUAAAUGCGUAA